Messenger RNA from Tricharina praecox, 2634 nucleotides. Its product is annotated as kinesin motor domain-containing protein. Bases 1 to 2634 code for a protein of 877 amino acids. Lineage: Eukaryota; Fungi; Ascomycota; Pezizomycetes; Pezizales; Pyronemataceae. The record is from RefSeq and is a predicted model, not a curated record. Gene Ontology annotation, molecular function: microtubule motor activity; ATP binding; microtubule binding. The transcript has 2 exons. Gene Ontology annotation, biological process: microtubule-based movement.
AUGGCCACACAGACGACGACGAUGCCGCGUACACCGCGCGCCUACAACACCUCGAAACCACCGAAUUCAGCAUUACCAGCACUUCCAAACUCGCUGAACCCGAAACCAUCCCUCCAAGCCAUGCGACGUACAUCACUGCUGCCGUCGUCACCCGGUCGGUCGAUGUCCGGGUCGUUCGGCAGACCAUUAUCAGGUGUACCUUCGCUGGAGGCUUCAUCACUCUCGAGGCCAGGCCAGCCUAAACGGGCUGUGUCGAUAGCAGAGUCAUUUCCACGGCCUCCUCGUAACGGCGAUAGAAUCGCAAGUUUACCACCGCCGAGUCCGAGUCGAUUCGGAAAGAGCCCACCAACGCCUUCAUCACCACUCGCAAGUCCUACACGACCGACUCCUAACAGGGAUUCACUAAUGCGACCAAAAAACAUGCCUUCUUCGGGAAACCUUGCCGGUCGGUAUUCGAGGGACAGUGGUGUUGGAUUCAUGUCUGGUGGCAGCAAUACUUCUGGCGGCGGUGAAUACACCACGAGUCCCCCUCACAGCAGGAGUAGCAGCGCGAACGGAAGUUAUUCGACGAUGCCGACGACGAUGACUGCUUCGUCGAGUGCAGAUGAUCUCCCACGAGGGCGAACGGAGGAGAGGGACGGCGGCUCGGAGAAGGAGACAAAGGGAAACGUUAUCAUCUCGGUUCGAGUGCGUCCCGAUGGACCCGAGGACCAGAUGAGCCCAGACUGGAUUGUGGAUGGGCGGCGCCAGCAGGUCGGAUAUCGGGGAAAGGACGGCGGCACGUACGAAUACGACAACGUCUUUUGCCAGGAGAACAAUAAUGCCCAGGUUUAUGAAUCAUGCGCGAAACGAUUGGUGCGACGGGUUAUGGAAGGAUUCCACGCAACGGUGUUUGCUUAUGGUAUGACGGGAACCGGAAAGACGUACAGCAUGCAGGGCACGGCAUCGUCGCCGGGUGUAAUACCGCUCGCCGUCACGGAUAUCUUUUCGUACAUUCGGGAGACGCCGCACCGGGAGUUCCUGCUGAGAGUCAGCUACUUGGAAAUCUACAACGAGCGGAUACACGACCUGCUCGCAUCGCAACCCGGAACCACCGGAUUCGUGCCGCUGGAUCAGCAGACCAAAGGCGAGGAGAUCAAGCUUCGUGAGGAUCCAAAGAGGGGUGUCUACGCCACGCCACUCAAGGAGGAGAUCGUGCAGAGUCCUACGCAGUUGCUGAGGGUGAUCGCUCGGGGUGAUCUUUGCAGGCGAACGGGCAGUACCCAGUUCAACGCGAGGUCCUCGCGCUCGCACGCGGUGGUUCAGAUCGUUGUCGAGAGUAGGGAGCGAGUUGCGGGUUCGAACAACGGGGACAUGGCGGACAAUCGCCGUGCUGGCAUCAACGGUGGUGUGAGGGUGUCCACGCUAUCGCUGAUCGAUCUUGCCGGUUCGGAGAGGGCCGCGGAGGACAAAGAACGGCGAACGGAGGGAGCCCACAUCAACCGUUCGUUGCUGACCCUGGGAACCGUCAUCGCGCGUCUGUCAAAGGAUGCGGAGAAAGACAAGGAUGGCUCCCAUCUUCCGUACCGUGACUCGAAACUCACCCGUCUCCUUCAGCCUGCGCUCUCCGGAAACUCGAUCAUUUCUAUUCUGUGCACGAUUGCUGUUCCAUUGGCGAAUGCCAGUGGUGCAGGCAAUGUCACCAACAUCGGCGAGACGAUGAAUACGCUGAAAUUUGCGGCUAGAGCGAGGAACAACAUUACCUCUCACGCAAAGAAGGGCGAGGAUUUCCCCGGGGGCCUAGAUGCACACAGCAAGGCAUUGUUGGAAAGGUAUCGGGCUGAGAUUGGAGAACUACGACGCGAAUUGGAGGUCCAGAAGGCGAAAGAGGAAUUGCACUCUAAGGAACGAGAAGAACAGGAGUUGAGGGUAGAACGUGAACAGGAUACCGAGAGGCACGGAGAGCAGCUGCUGGAAAUGCAAUUGGCACGUACAGCAUUGAAGGAGCGCAUCGAGCACCUAAAUCGGUUGAUCUUGUGCUCAAAGUCGUCGGGAGUCAACUCGGCACGCUCGUCGAUGAUCGGUCCUGCGGGUGGUCAUAUGUCUGCACUCUCAAUACGCACAUCCAUGCAGCCGGCUCAGAACGCGCGCCUUUCAUCGUCGUCAUCAAUCAACCCGUCGACCCCAGGCUCGGACCAGGACGAAGAUUCAACCGGUGGCGAAUACAACGAUGGCAACGCUUCGCUCAGUUCACAGGUUCGCGCGCUACAAGCGGACCUUGGUGAUCGGAAUCGCUAUAUCGUUACCCUGGAGAAGAGAUUAUUGCAGGCUCGCCGGAGUUCACAGAAUAGGGCCAGUUACGGAAUCGGCGGGAGCCCGCACAACACCAAGAUGCCAGGGCUGAACGAGGUGGUUUCGGAAGGGCGCGUUGAGCUACUGCUCAAAGAAAAGGACGACGAGAUUGCUGAAUUGAGGGCACGACUCGACGACAAGGAACGCAUGGUGUCUGCACUUAGGAGCGCGGCACGGAAGCGUGAUACUGCCGAUCUGUGUGCCAGUGGCAAGCGAUUCAGCGGCGAGAGCGCCGGAGCAGUGGAUGCAGACAAGCUUGUGAGUCCAGUGGAGGCACCGGAUGAGUUGGUAGAGUGUUUUUAG